Cryptotermes secundus is the source of this 1103-nucleotide messenger RNA. Its product is annotated as copper homeostasis protein cutC homolog. The record is from RefSeq and is a predicted model, not a curated record. The coding region runs from base 80 to 946 and encodes 288 amino acids. Lineage: Eukaryota; Metazoa; Arthropoda; Insecta; Blattodea; Kalotermitidae. The transcript has 2 exons. Gene Ontology annotation, molecular function: copper ion binding.
ACAAUAUAUGGCAUCUAUUCACUUGGCUGUCUAGUGAUGGACUCUGGUGAACACUUUAUGAAACAGCCGAACGCAAGGAAUGGUGGUACAUUUGUACCUCAUGUUAUCUUGGAGGGUACAUUCACUUUAUGUUGCCAGUAUUGUAGCAUGUUAUUGGCGUAGGAGGCGACGGAGUGGAGUGAAGAGCGCAAUGCUGGAAGUGUGUGUUGACAGUGUGGAGUCUGCUCUGAAUGCUUACAAUGGGGGAGCGUCUCGUCUGGAGUUGUGUGCAGCUUUGAGUGAAGGUGGGCUCACCCCCUCUCCAGGAAUGCUCCAGAUUGUUAAAUCUCUUGUAACAAUACCAGUAUUUGUAAUGUUGCGUCCUCGUGGGGGUGAAGAUUUUGUGUAUUCAUGUUAUGAAGUUGAGGUUAUGAAACAUGAUGCUAGCAUAUUAAAGAACUUGGGUGCGGAUGGAUUUGUGUUUGGAGCUCUGACUCCAUCUGGUGAGAUAGACAAGAAUGUCUGCAAGGAAAUCAUGGAUGUAGUGUCGCCUCUGCCAGCCACAUUCCAUCGAGCAUUUGAUGUGUGUCAUGAUAUCCGCAUGGCUCUACCUGCUGUCAUAGAGGCUGGAUUUUCCCGUCUUCUGACCAGCGGACAGGAGUUAACAGCAAGUGAAGGAAUUCCUGUUAUAAAGAAAUUAGUUUUGAAUGCAAAUGGACGAAUUAUUAUCAUGCCUGGUGCAGGAAUCACAAAAGUGAACAUUGGGGAAAUUCUUCGACAGACAGGAGCACGAGAAUUUCAUGCAUCAGCUAAGGUUUUGAAGAAAUGUAGUGGUCCACCCAGCAAGUGCACCCUGGGGUCCAGGAGUCAGCAGAAUGUGCUUGUGACAUCAGAAGGGCUGGUUAGGGAAAUGGUGACAGUUGCUGCUGAAAUUGUGAGAACCAGAAAGUGGGAAAUCAGCGUGUGAGUCACUGGGGCAUGCUGUAUUUCAGUCGCUACAACUCAAAGAAACCAGAAGGAAAGGAAGUGACGCUUGUAAUACAAUCUGCUUCACACAGCCUGUAAUUGUAACACUGCUUGUAUUCUUGCUUCAGACAUUUGUGUAAAUAUAAGCUGAAUGGUCA